Messenger RNA from Papaver somniferum (opium poppy), 691 nucleotides. Its product is annotated as WASH complex subunit 3-like. The transcript has 6 exons. The coding region runs from base 16 to 435 and encodes 139 amino acids. The record is from RefSeq and is a predicted model, not a curated record. Lineage: Eukaryota; Viridiplantae; Streptophyta; Magnoliopsida; Ranunculales; Papaveraceae. Gene Ontology annotation, biological process: actin filament polymerization; exocytosis. Gene Ontology annotation, cellular component: WASH complex.
GGGUACAUUGGAAAAAUGGGUUCAGAGGGAGUGAGAGAGAUGCAGCGAAGAAGUGAAUGGAGGGAGGAAGAAGGAGGCGUUGAAGUAGAAGAAUCAAUCAUAUCUGCAUCUGAUCAGAGGACUCUGUAUUUGGUUAAUAUCUUCAUUGUGCAAACGGCUCGAUUUCUGAAUAGGUUCUCAUUUCUAUGUGAAGAUAAACUAUCAACCUUUCAUAGGAGGAUAUCGCGAUUGGAUGCGUCUCUGACGCUGCUUGAGACACAGUUGAGGAGCAUUAUUGAAGACGAAGAAGGAAAAGAAUCUUCUGCCAGUUGCACUCCAUUUUAUGUGUUACUCCCUCACAUGAGAGCUGUAGAUUGUCAGCUUUACCCGAUAACCUUCAGUAGUACAUCUGCAGCAUGUGGUGACAUUUCGUGCAUUUAUAGGAUUGGCACCUGAACAAAACAGUCCACAAUGGGUUGGCAUCUCUCAAGUGAGCUACUUACUUAUGGACGAUUGUGACAUUUGAAUUUGUCUCAGAAACCAUGUGAUGUAUCAGAUGUGUAGUGUGUGGUGAUCACAAAUGUUUAUACUGAUCAGAACUUCAGGCUGUAACUUUUUCUGUUAUAGAUUUUGGGUAUUUGUAUAUGUGAAAAAAAAGAGGUAAUUUGGUGAGAAUCACCUUAUCAAUAGAUUGACUGUCUUUCUCUCAGAA